AUGCUUUUUACACUUCUAAUUCCCCUUAUUGUUGCUCAAAAUCCUGAAUGCUCAAGUGCUUAUUGCAGUUCUUGUAAGACAAAUCCAAAUGUCUGUGAUUCAUGUGCACCAAACUAUAUUCUUAUUGAUGGAACAUGCAAAUACUUCAAAGAAGUUGUUCCAUAUUGUGCCAUUAGUUCUGAAAAUGGAUGUAGUUCAUGUAUGCUUGGAUAUUAUUUGAAGGAUGGAAAAUGUCAAAUUCCACCAAAUCCACUUUGUGCUACAUACAAAGGAGAUAAAUGUAUUGUUUGUGUUGAUGGAUAUUAUGCAAAAGCUGGAGAAUGUUUUGAAUGUGUUGAAAAUUGCUAUGAGUGUUCUUCUAUGACACAAUGUUUUGAAUGUCUUGAUGGAUAUGGAUUUAAUGGAGAUGAUUGUGUUCAAUCACUUGAUCAUUGUAAAACGUAUUCUUAUGGAUCAUCAACCAAGAUGUAG
This is a messenger RNA of Entamoeba dispar SAW760, 471 nucleotides long. RefSeq lists its product as uncharacterized. The coding region runs from base 1 to 471 and encodes 156 amino acids. The transcript has a single exon. Lineage: Eukaryota; Evosea; Mastigamoebida; Endamoebidae. The record is from RefSeq and is a predicted model, not a curated record.